AAUUGUCCCUUUAAAACAAAGGAUUUCUUUGACAAUGGGCAAAAAUAAGUGCCUUUUCAAUAUUAAGUGGAAAAGUAAGUUCAGCUGGGUUAAAGAAAUGAAAGGUAAUUCGUCAAAAGCUCGAUGUAAUUCUUGUAACAAAGUCAUCGACAUUGGGGUGAUGGGAGAAAGCGCACUAAGAUCUCAUGAGAAGAGCGAAAAGCAUAAAGUAAACAGCUCAAAUAUACAACAAAGUCCGUUUUUUGUAUCAAGACCAUUUKUUGAAGAURAACAUCGAAAAAUAAGCGCUCAAGAUGACUCAGCAACUGUUAACGAAGCCGAAACUAGUGUUAAUAAUUUUACAGUCCCAGCACCGCCUGUUGACAAAGCUCAACCCCAAGYACGUGGAUCUAUGAGGGCUUAUACCAAUACUGAUGAAGUUCUCAAGUCGGAAAUAUUAUGGACUUUGCAUUCAAUAGCUGCUCAUACAUCGUUUAAAUCAAAUGAAGAAGUGGGUAAAAUUCUACAGGCUAUGUUUCCAGACAGUGUUAUUGCUUCAAAAUUCACCUGUGGUGAAAAAAAGACAGCCUACAUGUGUGUGUUUGGGUUAGCUGAACACUUUUCACGCCUUCUCAAGGAUGAUGUGAAAGGUUCUUUUACUGUUUUGUUUGAUGAAAGCCUUAAUAAGAAAACUCAAGAGCAACAAAUGGACAUUCAUGUUCGAUAUUGGAAAAGCAAUCAAGUUGUAUCUCGUUACUUUGGAUCAGAGUUUCUGGGUCACACAACUGCUGAGGAUAUGCUGAAACAUUUUUCAGGUGGAGUUUUAGAAAGUGGCUUGCCCAUUAAAAACUUGGCUCAAAUUAGUAUGGAUGGACCCAAUGUGAACUGGAAAUUUUACAAAAUGGUGAAGAACAAACUGUCAGAUGAAUUUGAUACUGGAUUGAUAAAUAUUGGUUCUUGUGGGUUACAUAUUAUACAUAAUAGUUUUAAGGCUGGUGCUGUUGCCUCUGGGUGGGAUAUUUCCACUCUGUUGUUAAGUCUCUACAGACUCUUCAAAGACUCGCCAGCCAGAAGGGAUGACUACAUGAAUGUUUCCAGCUCAAUGGAAAACAAUUUAAUGCCAUUAAAGUUCUGUAGCCAUCGUUGGCUAGAAAAUAUGCCUGUGUGUGAAAGAGCCCUAAAUGUAUGGGACAGGGUUGAGGCAUUUGUUAAAGCUGUCAAAGAGAAAUCUAUCAAAAAUCCAUCCAACAAGUCCUUUGAAACAGUNAGCGCGUAA
Molecule: messenger RNA, 1255 nt
Organism: Exaiptasia diaphana
Lineage: Eukaryota; Metazoa; Cnidaria; Anthozoa; Actiniaria; Aiptasiidae
Exons: 2
Coding region: 35-1255 (406 amino acids)
Source: RefSeq, a predicted model, not a curated record